UCACAAAUAAUGGGGAAACACAACACAAAGUUGUGCAAUUUCUCGUUAGUUCCUAUUUCGUGACUAAAAACUACGGAGUAUAAAAGUAAAAUUCUUGCAAUAUUUUGGCUCAGUGUGAAUUUAACUCUAGAUCUAGGUAAAUCCAUUUAAAAAAUCAAUUUCUAAUAAUUACAGUGCUCAAAAUAAUAUAAUACCAAUCAAUAUUUAAUAAUUUCUGAAGAGGAUCAUUUUCUAUACCCGGCGCAUUCGCCAAUAUAUUGAACGACAUCUAUCGGCAGACAACUAAAUAAUAAUUUCCAGUAGAUAUGGAAACAGAAGAAGAAUGUACAAAAACUGAAGCAGAACAAAAGCUCAUAGAGCUGAGUGCUCAAAACAGCGACGACAUAGAUGAAUUCACCAAAUACUUCCAUCUAGCUACCAGGCCCCAUGAAGACUACAGCUACCACAAGUGGCUGGACGAUCCCAGAUUUGGACCACACGUCAAAUUCCUCAUUUACAAGUCAUUCUUUAAUAUGUCUGGAUAUAUCAGUGCAGAAAAAUUACUGGACGGACCUCAAACAGACCAAGAUUUCCAUGAUUAUUUGUGCAACAACAUUAACGAAAAAAACUUCGACUUGUACAGGAGAUUCAUAAGUGAAUUCUUGGAACUGAACGGCAGGUUUAUGUGUUUCCAUUUCACUCAAAAAACCUGUGACAAGCUAAUAGACAUCCUGGAGUAUCCAGAAAAGUACGGGAAGUACCAGGUAUGCUGUGCAACGGAUAUUGUCAGAUACAGCUAUUACAGAUUUGAUUGUAUUUAUAAUGAUCCAGAAUAUUAUAAGAAGUUGGCUGUUAAAUGGAAGAAUAUAGUGUUGGAGACAGAAGAUGAGGAGAUUUGUGCUGAAGGAUUAUAUUACGUUUUGGGUAAAGGUGGUCUGGAACAAGAAGAAUACCACAAAGUUGUCGAGCGACUUCUGGAUAAGCAUCCAGACGACAGGGUGACCCAAGAAAUAUACCGUCGACACUAUAUGAACCCGAAUUUUGCAUACCCGAGAUUGAUAGCUCUGGAAAACACCGGUUCAAAAAACUGUGAAAUAUUGUUGGAAAAUUUCUGCAACGCUGUAGUUUCUUCUGAAUUUUUGACCAGUAUAGACUGCGAUGUGAAUCACCAAUUGAUACAGUUUGCUUUUUCGAGACAAGAUACUUUCCGAUACUGUUUGGAGUAUAUGAUUGACAAAUGGUAUAAUGGUAGUUAUUCGCGUGCAGUUGACAUAUUAGUUGAAAUGUGUCUAAAUCCUAUAAGUGAUAACGAAGCAAAAUUAAAGGCUUACAAUAUUUUCCAAAAGAUAACGUCGAGUACAUUUAGGAAUUUGAAAAACAAAAAUCAGUUUGAGUCUACGAUGAGUCUUUUAAAAGUCUACAUCGACAAAUGGAAGGAAAAAUAUUUUGCAAAUUUAGAGAAUGAACUGGUUCGAAUGAGAUGCGUCCAGGCUUUAGCAAUUUUGAGUUUUCCAACAAAAGAUGUUGACCAAGCUAGAGAAUAUAUUAAGGAAUGUACAGUUUCCCUAUUGAUCAAUGAAGCAAAGUCUGGAUACAAGAGUAACAGCAUCAAACAGAUAUUGCUGAGUACAUUGAUGUUUUUGCUGAAAUCACCCAGAGAUUUUAGAGAAGUGAAACAAAUCAUGGAACAAACAAAGGAUAUUCCAGAACUUACAGAAGUUUCCUUAUUUCUUUUUUAUCAGUUGAUAAGCUCAUCAAAAUGGACUCAAGAAGAUAUUGAAACCUUAACCUCUUAUUUGGUACCUCUUGGUGAGGAUUCCAAUAAUAAAAUUAGAAUUUUAGAACAGAUGAUAACGGAAAAAGUGUCAGAUUUUUGUAAAAGAAAACAUUUCAAAAACACACCAAUGGUACCAGUAUGUGAUAGUACACUAAACAAGGAAGAUCUGGGUACUGAUCUGGUAUUUUUAAAAAACUACGAUUUCUCAAAACAUCACUCUGUAGAAUCCGUUCUGUAUUUGAUACCUAAACUAAAUCAAGUUAACAAAGAUGAAUUAAUAGACACUUCUGAUGGCACAGUCUAUUGGGUAUCAGCUGGUCCUUCUAGAAAGCCUACAGGUCCCGUAGAUUCAUUCAAAAAUGCAGUAGAAGAUUUUAUAACAAAAAUAAACACCGUAAAAUAAAAUUAACUGUAAUAUUUUCUGAUUUUCUUUGAAUUUCAAUUGAAUCAAUAAUUUGUUAAUGACUGAAUAAAAUAAAAAUUUCUAUAACAUUUUUAA
Molecule: messenger RNA, 2255 nt
Organism: Sitophilus oryzae (rice weevil)
Lineage: Eukaryota; Metazoa; Arthropoda; Insecta; Coleoptera; Curculionidae
Exons: 8
Coding region: 306-2159 (617 amino acids)
Source: RefSeq, a predicted model, not a curated record